UUUACAGCAGCAACAUUCAGGAAGAACACUGCUAAAAAAACUAGUUUUUCUUCAUUUUUUUGAACCCUUAAAAGACAGAACUUUUAAAAAUGCCGCCCAAAAAGAAGAGUGGUAAAAAGAAGGGAAAGAAGAAGUCAGCUAAGUCUAARACUCCUACCAUUGUAGAUGGAAUAAGCACUGAAGAAAUGAGUAAAGAACAGCUUGAAGAACACAUAGUUAGAAUGAGAGAUGAGCUGGAUCGAGARCGGGAAGAAAGGAAUUACUUUCAGUUAGAAAGAGAUAAAGUAAAUACAUUUUGGGAAAUCUCAAAAAGACAACACCAAGAAACCAAAGCAGAAUUAAGAAACAAGGAACGKGAAAUGGAAGAGGCUGAGGAAAGGCAUCAAGUUGAAAUAAAAGUCUAUAAACAAAAAGUCAAGCAUCUUCUGUAUGAGCACCAAAAUAACAUUGCUGAGCUUAAAGCAGAGUCAUCUGUUGCACUAAAACUAGCUCAAGAUGAACACCGGACUUCAGAACAAGAUUUAAGAAAAGAUAAACGUUCUCUGAAGGUGGAGCUCAAAGAACAGGAGUUAUCCCAUGAAGAUGUCAUUAAGAACCUCAAAAGGAAUCAUGAUGAACAUGUCACAAAACUUGGUCAAGACUUUGAAAGACAAGUUAAAGAGAUUGAAGCAAAAUAUGACAAGAAGAUGAAAUCCUUACGAGAUGAAUUGGAGUUGAGAAGGAARACAGAAAUCCAUGAGAUUGAAGAGCGUAAAAAUGGGCAGAUCAAUACACUCAUGAAAAACCAUGAGAAAGCAUUCAGUGACAUCAAGAACUACUACAAUGACAUCACCUUGAACAACUUAGCACUAAUCAACUCACUAAAGGAACAAGUUGAAGAAAUGAAAAAGAAAGAAGAAAGGAUGGAAAAACAAAUGAAUGAAAUAAUGGCUGAGAACAAGCGUCUGACAGAACCUUUACAGAAGGCAAGAGAGGAAGUUGAAGAAUUACGAAAACAGCUUGCCAACUAUGAAAAAGACAAAGCUUCAUUAGCUAGUGCUAAAGCAAGACUAAAAGUACAAGAAGAAGAACUCAAGGGCCUUCAUUGGGAGCAUGAAGUACUCCAACAACGUUUUUCACAGACUCAAAGUGAAAGAGACGAGUUGUAUGGGAAAUUUGUCAAAGCCAUUCAUGAAGUUCAACAGAAGAGUAACUUUAAAAAUCUAUUACUUGAGAAAAACCUGGCUGCUUUAGCUGAUACUUUGGAAAAGAAGGAAGCCCAACUCAAUGAAGUUSUCUCAGCAUCUAAUUUGGAUCCAACAGCUUUAACCGUGGUUACUAGAAAACUAGAGGAUGUACUUGACUCUAAGAACAGUGCGAUCAAAGAUUUACAGUAUGAACUGGCUAGAGUCUGUAAGGCUCAUAAUGACUUGAUAAAGACGUACGAAGCCAAGCUGAACUCGUUUGGUGUACCAACUGAAGAACUUGGCUUCAAACCCUUAGAAAGUAAUGUUGGAGGACAGCAACUUGGCAAAGGACCUGCUGGUCUCGUAGCAGCUCCUACAUAACAAGACAUUUCUGUGAAUACAUUUUUACUUUGUACAUAUAUCAAUAAUAAAUUGUAAACGUAGAUUUUA
Exaiptasia diaphana is the source of this 1616-nucleotide messenger RNA. RefSeq names its product dynein regulatory complex subunit 4. Gene Ontology annotation, biological process: cell motility. The transcript has 15 exons. Lineage: Eukaryota; Metazoa; Cnidaria; Anthozoa; Actiniaria; Aiptasiidae. Gene Ontology annotation, cellular component: Golgi apparatus; microtubule; motile cilium. Gene Ontology annotation, molecular function: small GTPase binding; microtubule binding. Bases 90 to 1547 code for a protein of 485 amino acids. The record is from RefSeq and is a predicted model, not a curated record.